AUGAAUGUCGUCCUCUCCAGGGACAGUCAGGUGAAGGCCAUGGAGAACACUGUGACCAACGCUGAGAGGUAUUUCGGUCAGUUCUGCUCGCUGCUGGCCUCCUACACGCGCAAGACAGCCCGGCUGCGCGACAAGGCCGACCAGCUGGUGAAGCAGCUCAUGGAUUUUGCCAACACUGAGAACCCGGAGCUUCGGGCUACCAUGCGAGACUUUGCCGAGGACCUGGCCAAAGUGCAGGAUUACCGGCAGGCAGAGGUUGAGAGGCUGGAGGCCAAGGUCAUCAGCCCCCUGAAGCUCUAUGGUGCCCAGAUAAAGCAGACCCAGGCAGAUAUCAAGAAAUGUAAACGUGUCCAAAAUAAUGAGAUCAAACAACUGGAAAAGCUGGAGAAAUUAAGGCAGAAGUCACCCUCAGAUCGACAAAUGAUUUCCCAGGCGGAGACUAGUGCACAGAGGGCCUCUGUGGACACCAACCGCUCUACCCACCACCUGGCAGAGACAGUGGACGCCUUCCAGGAGCAGAAGCUGAAGGACCUCCGGAGAAUCUUCUCUGACUUUGUGACCAUUGAGAUGGUCUUCCACGCGAAGGCAGUGGAGGUGUAUUCCAGCGCUUUCAGGACCCUGGAGAGCUACGACCUGGAGCGAGACCUGCAGGACUUCAGAGCCAAGAUGCAUGGAAUUUAUGGGCACAGCGAAGCUCGGCCACCCACAGACACCAGCCCCUCUCCAUCUGUCCCUUGGUCUCUGGUCAGCCAGAGUGUUCAGAGCACUGUGGCACACCAGGGAAAAGACGAGGAGGAGAGCGAGGCAGACUCUGUGGAGGAGAUCCCCCUGGAGGACCUCAAGGGACAGCAGCAGGGACGCCGUGACUAG
Messenger RNA from Arvicola amphibius (Eurasian water vole), 870 nucleotides. RefSeq names its product CBY1 interacting BAR domain containing 2 (gene Cibar2). The transcript has 9 exons. The record is from RefSeq and is a predicted model, not a curated record. NCBI's taxonomy places the organism in Eukaryota, Metazoa, Chordata, Mammalia, Rodentia, Cricetidae. Gene Ontology annotation, biological process: cilium assembly. Bases 1 to 870 code for a protein of 289 amino acids. Gene Ontology annotation, cellular component: ciliary transition zone; ciliary basal body.